AUGCUUCCGUCAACCCUUCUCUACUCCUCAUCUCGCCUGUCAGGGUAUUGGGGUACCUUGGGUAUCAAUGCUGCAGCAAAGUUGGUAGAAACUGUACGGGGAAGAAUUGACCUUGAUGUUGUCCUUGAUUUGAAUGCCUACAACGCUGCCGGGGACCAAAGUUGUUCUAAGCAUUCUCUGGAAAAACAAGAACUUUUUAAUAUAUCAAAACAUUCAAUAGAUAAGACAAUUAGGACAGUAACAUUUGAUCUCCCUGGUUGUGUGAAAAAAAUGUCAAUUGAUCAGUUUCUUCAAAAUCUUCUCUGGGAAAAAGCAAUCUGUCAUCCAGAUGGGACACCAAUGGAAAUCUUUAGGUUAAAGGUACAGAAAGACAAGAUGUUUCUUCAAAAUCUUCUCUGGGAAAAACAAUCUGUCAUCCAGAUGGGACACCAAUGGAAAUCUUUAGAUGGGACACCAAUGGAAAUCUUUAGGUUAAAGGGCGUUCUUUCCAUCAGUGACUCUCCAAAGAGGGUCAUUGUUCAAGCUGUUCAUGAAUUAUUUGACUUUCAGUACACAUCAGAUUGGGAAACUAAUGAGCAAAGGCUAAACAGAAUGGUCUUUAUAGGUCGAAAUUUGGAUGAGUCUGUUCUCCAAAAAUGUUUAAUUUCUUGUCUAUCUGAAGACAGCAAUUCCUAA
Molecule: messenger RNA, 675 nt
Organism: Acanthosepion pharaonis
Lineage: Eukaryota; Metazoa; Mollusca; Cephalopoda; Sepiida; Sepiidae
Source: the annotation of a GenBank genome assembly